CUAGUGCUGGUUGCCGCCGCCUGCAUCCUCCUCUGAGCCCAAACCCUGGCCAAGGCGAACUGCUGCUGCACCCGGCUGGAAAUUAAUGUUUUGUCCUAUUUUUGCACAUUUCCAAGUAAUGUAGAAUGGCGGCGGCUUUCGGGAAGAUAGUCGUCGGUACAUAUGUUGAGAUAAAGCGCAGCGAUGGACGUAUACAUCAGGCAAUGGUGACCUCGCUCAAUGAGGACAAUGAGAGCGUCACUGUGGAGUGGAUCGAAAAUGGAGACACAAAAGGGAAAGAGAUUGAUUUGGAAAGCAUAUUUGCACUUAAUCCUGAUGUAGCACCAGAGGAGGAGAUCUCCCCUAGCCCUGAAACUCCUCCGCCACCGACACCCACUGGUGUUAAAUCGAGCAGAAUCGCAAAGAACCGACGCACAAUAGCACCCAGUAAAAGUGAGACACCGUCCAGAGAUAACAGAGUGCUUCCCACUCGGGGCCGACCUCUGCAGCCUCAGCAGCCUGAACCAGCCCCACCUCCUCCCUCUCAGCAGCCUGCUCAGCCCACUCAAGCUCAGACUCAACAACAGUUACAGAAUGCAAGGAGAAAGUCUAAUUGUGUGAAGGAGGUGGAGAAACUGCAAGAGAAGAGAGAGAGACGACGACUUCAGCAACAAGAGCUGAGAGAGAAGAGGGCGCAGGAAGUGGACACUACCAUUCCCAACUAUGAGAUUAUGUACAUGAUCAGAGAUUUCAGAGCCAGUUUAGACUACCGACCUUUGACAACAGCAGACUUGAUUGAGGAGCAUAGGAUCUGUGUUUGUGUGAGGAAGCGUCCACUGAACAAAAAAGAGUUGUCCAUGAAGGACUUGGAUGUAAUCACUAUUCCCAGUAAGGAUGUGGUGAUGGUACAUGAACCCAAACAGAAAGUGGACCUGACGCGUUACCUGGAAAACCAAACAUUUCGCUUUGACUAUGCGUUUGACGAUAGCUCCACUAAUGAGAUGGUUUACAGGUUCACUGCCAGACCCUUAGUAGAGACUAUUUUUGAGAGGGGGAUGGCCACCUGCUUUGCCUAUGGACAGACAGGCAGUGGAAAAACACAUACUAUGGGUGGAGACUUUUCCGGUAAAAAUCAAGACUGUUCUAAAGGAAUCUAUGCCCUUGCUGCUCGGGAUGUAUUUCUCAUGUUGAAGAAACCCAAUUACAAGAAGUUAGAUUUACAAGUUUAUUCCACGUUCUUUGAAAUCUACAGUGGGAAGGUAUUUGAUCUGCUGAAUCGAAAAGCCAAACUGAGGGUGCUGGAGGACGGUAAACAACAAGUGCAAGUCGUUGGGCUCCAGGAGAAAGAAGUGAAAUGCACAGAGGAUGUCCUAAAACUUAUCGAAGUGGGCAACAGCUGUAGAACGUCUGGGCAGACAUCAGCCAACGCCCACUCGUCUCGCAGCCACGCUGUGUUCCAGAUUAUUCUCAGGAGAAAGGGCAAAAUGCAUGGAAAGUUUUCUCUCAUUGAUCUGGCUGGAAAUGAGAGGGGUGCAGACACAUCCAGUGCUGAUCGUCAGACGCGUUUAGAGGGAGCAGAGAUCAACAAAAGCCUGCUUGCUUUAAAGGAAUGUAUCCGAGCCCUGGGGCGUAACAAACCACACACUCCCUUUAGAGCCAGCAAACUCACCCAGGUCCUCCGUGACUCAUUCAUUGGGGAGAAUUCUCGCACCUGCAUGAUUGCCACCAUCUCUCCUGGAAUGACUUCCUGUGAGAACACAUUGAACACACUACGUUAUGCCAACAGAGUGAAAGAGUUUGGGAUUAGUCCAUCAGACAUCCCCUUCUCCCAGGGCGGGCAGGGGAACCGUCCCGACCUCUCACCAACCAAUACCUAUGAGUAUGACGACUUUGCUGCUGUAUCUCCCAGCAGGGUCAAGGAGCUCACGGUGGACCCUAACCAGGUGAUGGUGGAAGGGGGUCGGCCCAACAUCCAUACUGUUAAUCAGCUGGACCUGGAUGAGGAGUGGAUGGGCCUUUCUCCACAGAGGGAUGACCUCAAGCUGCUCUGUGAACAGAAUGAGGAGGAGGUGUCCCCUCAGCUCUUGACGUUCCACGAGGCUGUGUCUCAGUUAGUGGAGAUGGAGGAGCAGGUUCUUGAAGACCACCGAGCUGUUUUUCAGGAGUCCAUUCGGUGGUUAGAAGAUGAAAAAGUGCUGCUAGAGAUGACCGAAGAGGUGGACUAUGAUGUGGAGUCUUACGCCACUCAACUUGAACAGAUCCUGGACCAGAAGAUAGAUAUCCUCACGGAGCUCAGAGACAAAGUGAAGUCAUUCCGCUCUGCCCUUCAAGAGGAGGAGCAAGCUAGUAAGCAGAUCAACCCCAAGAGGCCGCGAGCUCUUUAGAGACAGAAGUGACAUGAAAACAUAACCACUAGCUGUUGGAC
This is a messenger RNA of Periophthalmus magnuspinnatus, 2404 nucleotides long. RefSeq names its product kinesin family member 2a (gene kif2a). Bases 126 to 2363 code for a protein of 745 amino acids. The transcript is spliced from 21 exons. Lineage: Eukaryota; Metazoa; Chordata; Actinopteri; Gobiiformes; Gobiidae. Gene Ontology annotation, biological process: microtubule-based movement. Gene Ontology annotation, molecular function: ATP binding; microtubule motor activity; microtubule binding. The record is from RefSeq and is a predicted model, not a curated record.